AUGAAAGGCACUUGCAGGUAAGGAAUAAGGAGCAAAGAACCAUAGAGUGGGAAGGGAUCUCAAGGAUCAUCUAGUCCAGCGCCCUGAAAAUGCAGGAGUACGCAGCUGUCUCUUACAGGGAUCAAACCUGCAACCUUGGCAUUAUGAGCACCGCACUCUAACCAACUGAGCUAUCUUAGUAGUAAUAACUUAUUUUGCAGGGAAUUUUGAUGAAUGUAUUCGGUUAACUACAUCAGAUCUAUAUCUAUCUAUCGAUCGAUCUAUCAAUCAUCUAUCAUCUAGCUAUCAUCUCUAUCUAUCUAUAUCUAUCUAUCUAUCUAUCUAUCUAUCUAUCUAUCUAUCAUCUAUCUAUCUAUCUAUCAUCUAUCUAUCUAUCUAUCUAUCUAUCUAUCUAUCUAUCUAUCAUCUAUCUAUCUAUCUAUCUAUCAUCUAUCUAUCUAUCUAUCAUCUAUCUAUCUAUCUAUCUAUCUAUCUAUCUAUCUAUCAUCUAUCUAUCUAUCAUCUAUUUAUUUAUCUAUCUAGCAUCUGUCAUCAGUCUAUCUAUCUGCAAUUUAAUCUGGAGAGAUGUGUUUAAGGUGGGUCUCCCUAUCUGUUUCUUAGACUUUUGGCUAAUAGGAAGCAUUUGGAAGCUAGGUAGGCUGUGUGUUUUUCAGAACUCCAGUAAUGUCAUAUGCGACUUUAGGAGAAAUUGACAAUUGUAGGUUAUGUAUUCCCCCACCCCUAUAAUUCCAUAUUAUACCACUGCAACUUAGUCCAGGGUUAUUCAGACCUGUUUCUUCCCACAUCAGAUUCUACUUCUUUAAAAAUGUCAAAUUGUAGAAAAGAUGGUGCUGGCAGGUCAAAUCCUGUUUACAGCAUGAUUCACUUAUAGCCUCUCCCAGCUAAUAAAUGCCACACAAAUAUCUAGCCGAUCUUCCAACUGACGUGUGUGUGUGUGUGUCUAAUGUAUAGUGGGGGAGAGCACAAAGAGAUGACAAAUUUGGUAGGUCCCUUGAGAAAUUUUUGUGGGUCUUUGUGUGUGUGUGUGUUUGUGAUGUACAAACCAUACCCGAGGCUCUGCAAAAUAAACUUUCAGCAGUUGUGGCUUUCUGGAUUAUAGCUUCUCAGCUCCUGGUAGAAGUGUGGAGCUCACUCUUUCUUAAUGGGCAGCUCUGCAAGGGAUGGAAGGAAAGCCUCCAGACGUGGAUGGAGAAAAGGGUCAGUGACUGUUCCUCCCAGGCCUCACAGAGGCCCCGGAACCAAAGAACUGUUAUGUUCAAUUACAAUAUAAUUGCAUAAGGGAAAUUUAACUAAUCCAUCUUGGCGUUAAACCAAUCCAGUAGUGAGCAUGCAAGCAAGUGGAUGGCAAGGUCUAGAUUGGAAUCGAUCUCAAUUGAAAGCAGCAUGUUGAUGACAAGUGUGAAUGAACCCAGAUUGAGAAAAACUACAUUUUUGUGCUACAAACGGGUUAGUGUGCAUACACAGCCUAAGUAAGCGCGUGCGCACACACACUUUUUGUGCAUGUGGAUUGCACUAAGGAGCAGAAAAAUAAAAGGAAUGCAAAUUCAGACACAGAAAAGUCUUCCAACCACACCUGGUGAAAUACUACCACUGUUCAAAAAUCUGACCCUUGCCAUACACUCUAAACUGGUGCUGCCUUGGUUUCAUUUUAUCCUGAAAGUAAACUCCUUGGAGCCUGCUUAAUCUCUGGCUUUAUUUCCUGUUGUCCUUAAGAUGCAAUGAAUACAGACCUCUCUCUGUCUCUGUAGAACAAAAUGACUUCAUUGUGCUUAGGUCUCAUACUGCACAAGGUAUUUUUCCGAAGUAGCAAAUGCAAUUUGUAAACUGAUCGGAGAUACACAAUUUUUUUUAAAAAAAAAAUCAUCGAAUAACUCUUUGCUAUCACAAAGCUGAGCAAAACGGGCAAUUUUAUAUCAGCAAUAUAUGCACACUUCCAGGAUAAGAGAAAGAUAAUCUGUUUUGUUUUAAAAAACCAAGUUAUGACACAUUCAUUUUGAAGGUGAUGUUGGUAUUGAAAGCCAGUGUUACCAGGUGAAUGGGCUCAACUUUCAGAAUUCUUUGAGGAAAGCCAAGAUAAUAUCCCUGCGCCUUAAGCGUUACAGCAGUGCUGUUUUAUUAGAAAAUGCAGACUAUGUAUCUAUUCUUUUUCAGGUGUUUUCGACACUUUACAUGUCUCACUCUUUGCCUGGGAGCGAUAGCCUUGAUAGGAUUCUUUCAGCGCAAUGUAAAGCUUAGCACGUAAGUUGAUAUUCUAAUAUGGCUAAACCAGACAGGACAACUGCUACCAGAGAACUCAACCUGUUAAAACCAACCACCAGAAACCCUAGAUAUUUCUCAUAGGCAUACCGGUGAUCUUUGAUGGUGAUAGUGACCUGACCUUUGGGCCAAAUCUCUUCUGCAUGCAAAGCAGACACACUAUCAUGAAGACAAGGCCCUUCCCUUAAAAAAAUAAUUUGGUAUUUUCUCAUUGUGGAUAAAAUAUUCCAGGGGAUGAAAUCUGCAACACAUCUAUUUAUUCUGAUUAAUUCCUGUUCACUUGACUUUCAUUUCUCAAGGACGGUAUUCUAUAACAAGGACAGUAUUCUGGCUAUUCAGUUGGCAAAGGAAAAGAGCCAAAAUAUUGAGAGCCCUGGUAUGCAGAGUGCAGAGUUUUGCUUGUGAAUCUGGCUAGACAGUAGACUGUUGCAAGCACACAUGGAUCAGAAGUGCCAUUGGGCUGGGGGGCAAGCCUCCCCCAAACUUUUCAAGGGGGUGGUUGGGCCCCCUCAAUAUUCUGCAGCCUGCUGGGCCCCUUCGGGCCCUGCUGGGCCUACCUGCAGUUGUGGUGGGCCCCACUGGGCCUUCCCACAGCUAGCAGAAGGCUGCACCAGCCCGCAGAGUGUUAGGAGGCGCUGCAGGGACUGGCACACCUGGCGCAAGGUUGCACCAGCCUGCACAUCAUCUCCCGACACAGAAGGCUGCACCUAAUUUACAAUGCAAUCCUAUUCACACUUACUUGGAAGUUAAUAAUUCAGUGGGCCUAGGCUCCAAGAAAGUGCAUGCAAGGUUGCAGCCUAAGAGUUGCGUGGGAUGGUUCUAAUGGCACCCUAUUGAGUUGCAUCAGCUGGAGGUAGAAUUCUCUGAGAUUGGAUAAGCAAAAUGCAGCUCUGGUUAAAAGGGUUUUCAUUAUCUCCACAGCAAAGUGCAAAAGGAGAUCAAAUAAGGACAAAUGAGCAGUAGGCAGUUAUAAUAUACAGUUACUGACUCACACUUGGAUGUACGAAACAGUUAACCUGAGCCCUGAGCUCAAGUUACCAUGGGAGGGCUAAGCAGGCUCCCAGCAGCCUUUACCUCUCUCUGCUUCCUGGGGUAAAAAAAAAGCUGCAGCCAAGCGUGGCUUCCAGCUCAUGUGAACGAAACUUUCCAAAAGGAGGUUUUUACUGCCUGCCUCUUUGCUAAUGCAAAAACUGCAUUGGGUUUUUUUUGGUAAGGAACACAAGUUCUUUCUUUUUAAGUCAUUUGGAACAUUUUUCUUCUUUAUUUCAUUGCCAAUGGAUGGAGACUUGUUUGUGGUAGCUUCUGAAACUCUGUGAGUAAAAUCUUCACUUAUUUGCAGAGUAAAAUCUUCACUUAUUAUCUCUGAGAUUUAUUCUAGCCUAGGUAUUUUCAUGGGGAAUAUAUGUUUAAAUGUGGAUGCAGGCAGAUGUAAAUCUAAUGUUUUUAUGUGCUUGGAGCAAUCACCAUUGUGCUAACUCUGCUAUGAGAGAGGAUGGAUCUUUUCCAAACCUUUCUUUUCAGCAGGUGGGAAGGGUGGCAUCUGGAGUUUAAAAAGAUUCUACCCCUUCUUUAUUCAUUUUAUAUUCAUGUAGCCUGAGACCUGUUUCCAAACCCUGCCAACCUACCACAAAUGUCAUGUUCCUCAAGACACACAAAACGGCCAGCAGCACAGUCCUCAACAUCCUCUUCCGCUUCUCAGAGAAACACAACCUCACUGUGGCCCUGCCGUAUCACUUGCACUUCCACCUGGGCUACCCUGUGCACUUCAGAGCAACAUUUGUUGAGGAGUUCAGAACCAUUGGUCGACACUUCAACAUCAUGUGCAACCACUUGAGGUUUAAUUUGCCAGAAGUAAGAAAACAGAAAGGACUGCUAUUGCUGAUUACAGUGAAGUUGUCCUCCCCCCCCCCCCCGGUCUGCAAAAUUGAGUGAUGGCAACAUUGAGGAUGCAUUUCCACAGAGAUUUCAGGGGGAAUAAGGUCAUUCAGCAUAUCUGAUUGCACACAAACUAUACUGGGGCAGACCUUGGUAAUAUGCCGCUCUGCGCAAGGCCAUUUGAUGCCCUCCCUCCCCACAGCCCAUGUAGUGCCAGCUUAAGCCAGGCUAUGGGAAGGAGGCAUGAUGCUCUGGCAGGUUCCUAGAGCCCUCCUAUCUCCUUCCCAAAACACGAUGAGCAUUUGCCCAGCUCUGGGAAGGUGGCAGGAGGACUCUAAGACCCUGUCUGAGCUCUCCCUUCUCCUUCCCGAAGUCAGACAAGCAUUUACUGGGCUUUGAGAAGGCGCCUUCCUCAGCUGCGCUGCACCAUUCACACUGCCCCAUAUCCACCUCUGCCUGCACUUAACCAGCGUUGAUUUCUGUUCUGCAGAAAUAGCAUAACCCACACAGGGUGGGGAUGGGGACCUUUGGCCCUCCAAAUGUUGUUGCUCUCUUAACUCUCACCAGCUACGGUCAGCAUGGCCAAUGGAUGGAGAUGAUGGGAGUUGUAGUCUAGCAACAUCUGGAGGUCUGCAGCAGCAAGAGCUUCUGUGGGCAAAUUUUGGGAAACUGUUGAUUUGGGGAAUUAAGAUAACUGAUAUUCAAAAGUCUGGCAAAUUGCCCUUUUAGAGAAGAUUUCUUCUUAAAUCUAGGGGAUAUAGUACAAUGUAUUGAUUGCGCAAGAAAAAAUAUCCUCCUUCCUUUCCCAUAUCUUCAAUCUCCCUUGCUAAGGAUCCUGACUUUCUCUGUUCUGCUUUUUAUUACAAAGGUAAGAAGAGUAAUGCCACGUGAUACUUUCUAUUUUUCUAUCCUGCGGGACCCUCCUUCAUUGCUGGAAUCCUCCUAUGCUUAUUACAAAACAUAUUCACCAGCAUUUCAGAAAACCAAGACACUGAGUGAGUUUCUGGCAUCUCCUUGGACAUACUACAAUACAGGCAAAAAGGCUUGGAACUUUUAUGCCAGGAACUUCAUGUGGUUUGACUUGGGCUAUGACAACAAUGCAGAAUAUGAUGACUUCUACGUCCAGUCUGUAAUACAGGAUAUUGAGCAGAAUUUCCAGCUGUUGCUAAUUGCUGAAUACUUUGAUGAGUCCAUGAUCCUUCUGAAGAAUAUGUUAUGCUGGGACCUGGAUGAUGUGGUUUAUUUCAAACUGAACACCAGGAGCCUAGACAGUGUUCAGACUCUGAAUCCAGAAUACAAGGAAAAGGCGAAAGAUUGGUGUGCUCUGGACUGGAAACUUUACACACAUUUCAAUAACACCUUCUGGAUUAAGAUCCAAGAGAGGAUGGACCUAAAGACUUUGUACAAGGAGGUUGAACUUCUGCAGAAGAGACAGAAGGAACUGAUGGAGGUGUGCCUCUUGGAGGAAACAGCAGUUGAUGGAAGCAAAAUCAUAGACAAUAAACUGAAGCCCUUUCAGCUGGGGCUUGUGAAAAUCUUGGGCUAUAACCUCAAGCAGGAUUUAGACAAUAAGACCCAGACGAUCUGCCAAAAGAUGAUCAUGCCUGAGCUCCAGUAUACAGCAUAUCUGUACAGCCACCAGUUCCCAAACAAGACGAGAAAACCCAUAGACUUCCCCACUCCAUGA
This is a messenger RNA of Podarcis lilfordi (Lilford's wall lizard), 5818 nucleotides long. The record is from the annotation of a GenBank genome assembly. Lineage: Eukaryota; Metazoa; Chordata; Lepidosauria; Squamata; Lacertidae.